Megalobrama amblycephala (Wuchang bream) is the source of this 2122-nucleotide messenger RNA. RefSeq names its product adenosine deaminase (gene ada). Gene Ontology annotation, biological process: inosine biosynthetic process; adenosine catabolic process; purine ribonucleoside monophosphate biosynthetic process. Gene Ontology annotation, molecular function: adenosine deaminase activity. Gene Ontology annotation, cellular component: external side of plasma membrane; cytosol. The transcript is spliced from 11 exons. Lineage: Eukaryota; Metazoa; Chordata; Actinopteri; Cypriniformes; Xenocyprididae. The record is from RefSeq and is a predicted model, not a curated record. Bases 502 to 1590 code for a protein of 362 amino acids.
GAAGUUGUGAAACUGGCCAGACUCUUCCUUAUGUCACACAUAGCCUACGAAAUCUCGUCUAGUUCAUAAAACAAGUCAGUUUGGUAAACCUUUACCCAAACCAUAUACAAGUGCAACGUCACGCAAAUAGAACGCUUCCGACGCGUUCGAGAAUCUCGCGUCGCGUCUCUGUCAGUAGUGUAGAUGUGGCGUUACUGUAUUGCUUAAAAGCUUGUAAUAGGAUUCCGGUUUAAUCUCUUCGCGAGGCUUAGAUCAGGUGCGCUUUAUCAGUUUGGUUUGCUUGGUUAUUGUUGUCCCACUCGUUGAGAGUGUUUAGUUGGCUUACUGCUCGAUGAUGUAGAGGCGGGUUCAUACAUUAUCUGUUCAUAAGGCGUGUUCUUUGUCCGCGCGUGUAUAAUAGUAACCCGCGAGGGGAAGCUGAACUUCGCUUCUUGAGCUCGCAGGUUCCGGAGAGUGUGUGUUCAAGUUCGGCUAUAGCUAUUUACGCUUCGUGUCAAGACAAUGGCUGAAAAGAGUGGAAAACCAGCAUUUGACAAACCUAAGGUUGAGCUACACGUGCAUCUUGAUGGUGCUAUUCGAAUAAAGACCAUUGUGGAUGUAGCAAAGCGGCGGGGAAUCACUCUACCUGCGAGCAGUGAAGAGGAAAUGAGACAGUUGUGCGUAGUCCAUGAGCCGACCACACUCACAGAAUUCCUUGGCAAGUUCAGUCACUUCAUGCAUGCCAUUGCAGGGGACAGAGAGGCCAUCAAGAGAAUAGCUUAUGAGUUUGUAGAGACAAAAGCCAAAGAGGGAGUGAUCUAUGUUGAAGCCAGAUACUGCCCUCAUCUACUGGCCAACAAGGGAGUGGAUCCUCUAGAAUGGGAACAAAAACCAGGAGACAUCACUCCCGAUGUGGUGGUGGACCUGGUGAACCAGGGAUUUAAGGAGGGAGAGAAGGCCUUCAAAACCAAAGCCAGGUCCAUUCUGUGCUGCAUGCGCCACAAGCCAAAUUGGUCUAUGGAAGUGGUUGAGCUGUGUAAGAAGUAUUGUAAAGAUGGAGUUGUGGCUAUAGACCUAGCAGGAGAUGAAUCCCUCGACUGUGAGGCGUACCCAGGACACAGGAGAGCAUUUGAGGAAGCAGUCAGAAGUGAGGUGCACAGAACUGUGCAUGCGGGAGAAGUGGGCUCUGCCAGUGUGGUGAAGGAGGCUGUGGACGUUCUGAAAGCAGAACGCAUUGGACAUGGAUACCACACGCUUGAAGAUCCAGUGCUGUACAAACAACUGCUCCAACAAAACAUGCAUUUUGAGAUGUGCCCUGUCUCUAGCAGACUGACAGGAGCCUGUGACCCAGACUUCACUAAACAUCCUCUCAUCACAUUCAAGAAGGACAAAGCUAACUACUCCUUGAACACAGAUGAUCCUACCAUCUUUGACUCCACCAUUAACUCUGACUAUCAGGUGGUGCAGCAAUACAUGGACUUCACUGAAGAAGAAUUCAAGAGACUGAAUAUAAAUGCAGCCAAGUCCUGCUUCCUUCCUGAGGACGAGAAGAAGGAGCUUCUUGAUCAACUCUAUAAGGCCUAUGACAUGCUGGAAAGCACCAGCUUUUGAGCGCAGCACUGUUGUAAACAAUUUUGCAGCGAACAGAGCCUUGAGACAUUUGCCUUUUCACAAGUGAAUGUGGGUCCUGAUUCCUUGAAACCUGGAGAUCUCAUACAAUUUAAUAUUUACACAAAAAUAAUAAAGACCAUAAAUACAAAGAUUUAACUUUAGACUUGCUGUUUGUCAAAAUAUAUGUUACAUGUGUCAUUUAGCUACUGUACAUUUCAUUAACCACUGUUAUAGCAAUACUGAUUUUCACCAAAUGCUGUUGCCUUUCAACUACAUUAACAUUUUUCCUCAGGUAUUGUAAUGUAUGUAGCCUAAACAUGAAAUAUCGGUCUUAUUUCAUAUUUCUCAAGCAAAAACCACUAUACUUUAUGCUCUUCUCAAUAUACGCACAGAAUAUAACCAUAGUAUAAAGAAGAAAAAAUUCAUUAAGCUUUCAUGUACAAAGGGUGCUAUAAAAUUUAGUACUUCAGCUGUAUUUUACAGUUGUAUAAGAAUGUAUAAACCCAAAACAUUAAACCAGAAUAUGAUCUUU